Myripristis murdjan (pinecone soldierfish) is the source of this 7191-nucleotide messenger RNA. It is a transcript of the gene bltp3a, whose product is annotated as bridge-like lipid transfer protein family member 3A. Bases 164 to 4213 code for a protein of 1349 amino acids. The record is from RefSeq and is a predicted model, not a curated record. Lineage: Eukaryota; Metazoa; Chordata; Actinopteri; Holocentriformes; Holocentridae. The transcript is spliced from 21 exons.
GGAGGAGGCCGGUGACGUCCGUCCCCCUGCCAGGUUCCAGCAGUGCGGAGGCUAGCAAGAUGCUACUUGGAGCACCGUGUGCUUUACUGAGACACCCGCAGGCUUGUACCAUGUGUAUUUGAGUAAAAGGCUGCUGACAUUUUCGAUACCGACAGAGGCAGAAAUGGCCGGGAUAAUUAAGAAGCAAAUUCUGAAACAUUUGUCCAGGUUCACAAAGAAUCUCUCCCCAGACAAGAUCAACCUGAGUACGUUGAAGGGGGAGGGGCAGCUGUCUAACCUGGAGCUGGAUGAGGAGGUUCUGCAGAACAUGCUCGACCUGCCUACCUGGCUUGCUGUCACUCGGGUCUACUGCAACAAAGCGGCCAUCAGGAUACAAUGGACAAAGUUGAAAACAAGCCCCAUCUGCUUGUUCUUGGAUAAGGUAGAGGUAGAAAUGAGGACAUGUGAAGAGCCACGCCCGCCUAAUGGACCCUCCCCUAUAGCUAUCACAGCAGGCCAGAGCGAGUACGGCUUUGCAGAGAAGGUGGUGGAGGGCAUGUCUGUUAUCAUCAACUCCAUUACUAUCAAGGUACAAGCCCGCGCCUUCCAUGCCUCCUUUGAACUCUGGCAGCUACAAGGAAACAGCCUCAACCCCAAAUGGCAACGUAGUGACCUCCGCUACACCCGCAUCACUGACCCCAAGAGAGGAGAGGUGUUGACAUUCAAGGAAAUUAACUGGCAGAGUUUACGUAUCGAAGCUGACGCCAUAGAGAGUGAAGACCAGGACCUGGGUAGCACGCCAUUACGCCUCAUCACCAACCAGGGACGCAUUCGCAUCGCUCUCAAACGCAGAGUCAAGGACUGCAAUGUUCUGGCAUCCAAGCUCCUUUUCAUUCUGGACGACCUGUUAUGGGUGCUGACGGAUUCUCAACUCAAAGCUAUCAUCCAUUAUGCCAAAUCUCUCAGCGAGGCUAUGGAGAAGUCUGCCCAGCAGAGGAAGAGCAUGACUGCUGAGUCCCUGCAGACGGCUCCUCCGUCUCCUGGUAUCCAUACCCUGUGGUCAGAGGCCCCUCCCCCUCCUGCUGGCACCCCCAGCAACCUCAGUCAGUACUUUGAGCUCUAUGAUGUGAAGGAGUCCUCAUAUCACACCUUCAUAUCCCGCUUAGAUUUGCACAUAUGCAACGACAGUUCGUCAGAAGACUCAGAUGAGCCUCCCCCACCAGGCUCACAGGGUGCCAUGCAGCUGACUUUUAGGAAGCUGGGUUUUGACUACUAUCCCAUCCACAGGCCUGCCGAUGGAUGUCGACACUGGGAACGCCACAGUGGAGCCAUGGACGCUCAGGCUCAGUGGACUGGGAAACUUCUGCAGGAGUUCCAGAGGAGAACCGAAGCCUCUGGGUUCCCUGGGCCAAACACUGAAGUGCCCCACCCAGCCAAGCACUCCCCUGCAAAGACUGUUCCAGAUGUGCAGGCCAGUCCCAAGUCAACCCCCUCUGACAAAGAGGGGGCGUCCAGCCGGAACUCAGCUAUGCCAGGAACACCCCUGAAGAGGCUGCGCUCUAGCUGUGUGGUGGUCAGGAUGGAUGAUCUGGACAUUCACCAGGUGUCUACAGGGGGACGUCAUAAUAAGAAAACCCAGUCUUUAAUAUCCUGUAACCGCAAAGUGCAGAACCUGCCAGACAAUGUGCCAGCAAUCCAUCUGCAGUUCACUGAAUACUACUUUCCUGAUAACCCCAGUUUUUCAGUGCCCACCUCAAACCUCUAUGCCCAACUGAACAGCCUCCAGGUGUGUGUGGACCCAACCAGUGUGCUGUGGAUCAAUCUAUUUUCUAGAGGUCUACUGCACACUCUGGACCAGGUCAAAGCUUUCUACCAUUUGCAGGACAGCAGCAAGGCUGAAGAGCAUGUGGAUAUCCGCAUGGACGCUGCUCAACUCAAGUUGAUAAUUCCCUUGGAUUCUUCUAUCUUGGAUCACCCGGAGCGACCCCGUUCCCUUUGUGUUACUGUACCCCAGAUGACUCUUAGCAACACCCGCCAUUCCCCCCAUGGCACCAGAGCUGACCUCAACAGCAUCUAUAGUAGCUUUGCCACUUGCCCCUUCUUCCAGCUGUCACCCCCCUGCCCUUUUCCCAGGGACAGCAGUGCCUUUCACCCCCUUCCCUCCACCUUCCUCCAGCACUCUCAAGAGAUGGAACCCCAACCUCUGACAGGGAAGCAGCUUCGGUCACAGGACAUCUGGUCUCUCAGUCUGUCUCGGGUGACCCUGGGCUUUGAUGGAGCUCGGCGCUGCCCGAAAGGCAGAACCCAGCCCUUCAUUGAGCCCUUUGCCAUGUCUGUGUGGAUGUGCCGGCCCUCUGCCUUUAGUUGUGGUUCAUCCUCCUCCCCUACUAGUCCCAGCAGAGCCCAGCAGCUUUCUUCAGAGCAGGAGCCUUCUCUGGCUACCAUCCACUUCCUGGCCCAAGCAGUCACUCCAGUGAAGAUCUGGCUCAACCACUAUCAAUAUGUAGCCCUGCUUAGGAUGAAGGAUGCCAUGGCCCGCUUGGGGGAAGAGCUGGGUCGGGACACACGGCAUGCUAAGCAAGCCCAUGGACAGCAGACAAAGCCUACCACGGUGUGUCUUGCCUUCCUUGUGGACUCAGUGGAAAUUGGGCUUCUGUUGCCACCAGCCUCCACUGAGCCAGAGGAGGAGGUCCCCCACACUCCAGAGACAGAUAGCCCCAGCAUAACAGACUCUGACACAUCCCCCACUCAUCACUCUGCCGAUCAAGGGGUCCUAGAAGACAGCGGGAUAGGAAAUGGCAUCACUUCCAUCAAUACAGCCGUCACUGGGUUUGAUCAAGAUGAACAAGACGGGGUUGUGGAGGAGGCCUGUGAGGCUGUUGAGGAGGGGCUGGAAGGGGUAAUAACACAAGAGGAUGCUCCUAUCCUCUCACCUCCCCUCUCUCCUGGACAUCCCCCUAGCCUGUCCCGGGACCCAUCCACCUUUAGCUUAGAAGGAGAGCUGUCCAGUGCCAUUAAUGCCACCAAGGAUGUGACCAAAGAUGCCAUCAGUGCCUCUCUGGAUCUGACUAAAGGGGCGUUCUCCAUAACUAAAGACGCCUUCAGCAUGCUGAGUCGUGGCUCAGGGAUGAGCAAACUAUUCACUCCACAGGCAAAGGAACAUGUCCUGCGCUCAGAGGAGUCAUCCCCCUCCCAGGCUGCCAGCAUACGCCUCCAAUCUAUGAAGCAGUCACCUUCCCAGCAUUCCUUUGAUAGUGCUAUCUUGGAUGGCAGCCUGCCUGAUGAAAACCUCUCUGUGGACAGCGAUGCCAGUGACAACUUUGUUGUCCUCAUGGACUCAGAGUCAGGGAUGGAGUCCAUGCAUCCCAACAGCACUCCAGUCCCAGUGGCCAGUCAUGGCAGUCCUGCCCCGGGGACAGAGGGAGGUUCAUCAGCUGACCUCAGCAGCUCCCUGUCCCAAAGUACAGAGGACAUGACUCAGGAUAUAUCUUGUGUGUUGUUGCUGGUCCUGAAUGGGAUAGCUUCUAUCAUGGAAGUGAAGGGAGAAGACCAAGUGAUGGCCCUAGAGGCCCAGAAUCUCAAACCCAUGCAGAUCGGCAAUGUCAGGGUAUCAGAGCUGCUGGCUGGUCUUAUACAAGUUCCAGGUGGGCCGGCCCAGGGGCAGGACAGGCAGGGUGUCAGGGACUCUCCAGUGCUAUGCAUGCGGGCAGAAAUGGGCCCAUCUGCAGGGCGCCACUGCGCUCUUGCUGAGUCUGUGGGCUUUCUGGAGCUGGGAGUACAGGGCUGCCAAGCAGAGCUGCUGGCCUCCACCAUGAACAACUUGGGCCCUUUUCUUGAAGACGAGCUCAGUGCUGAUGGCCAGCCAAUGAGGAUUCAUUUGAGUAACAUCACCAUUACUCUAAAGGAUGAUGGUCCUAAAAUCUACCCUACAGCCCCACAGCCUACCCCUGCUACAUUUAUUGUGGACCAGGUCCUAUUAGAGCGUGGCGAUGACGGCAUCUUCAGACUUAAAGCAGGUAAAGGUACAGGCCCUAAAGCCUCAGCAGCAGAUUCUCUCCAGGUGGCUGGCCUGGAGAACCCAAACAGUUCCUGUUCUGUUCUCAAACAGCAGAGCAAGAGUCAGUCCCUGGAGUCCCAGCUGUCUGAUGCCCAGGCUGCUCUGUCCCAAGCCCUCAGCGACAGAGAUCUCCUGCUCCUGGAGGUCAGGAAGUAUGACCCCACCUUUAUUCUAUGAGUUACUUUGUCUUCGACCUCUGAACCCAUUACUGCCUCUGCCGGGGACGGAGUGAUGGGAUGUGUCAGGUUGAAUGUCAGCAACCAGCAACCAUCGUAGACGUGUGUGGACAUUGAACAAGAGGACGAAUCAAGCUUGUGGGUUUGGAUCACCUCCUGCUUGAUAUAUCACACUGUUGUGAGAUAACAAAGUAGCCCCUAUAAGUAUUACUAAAAGAGAUACUUAUUGAACUAACUCAAAGGUAAAUAACUGGUACUGCUGUCAUCUGGCAGUCUAGAUUCCUUACCACUGUACUAAAUAUGUAUUAUGCUGCCAUACGGCUAUUUCUCAUCCACAUCAGUAUAGACAGUGAAGUUCACCUCAUUCACAUGGGUUCAGUGUUUGUCUUAGAGCAUGCAAGGGUAAAUAACAUCAAGCUUUAUUUCCCCAGUUGUAAUUGUUUGUGUAUGAGAAACUUUUUUUUUUUUUUUUUUUUUUUUUUUAGAAAAACACAUGCCAAAACCUCUUUUUUUACAUGCACUACGACACUGCCAGAGAACUGUCAGUCCACCAGUCUUUCCUUCUACGAACCAUAACCUGCUGUCAGGCAUGCUUUACGAACACUACUGAUUUUCUAGUAUUAUGUCAGCAAGUUUACAGAUAAGACACUCAUGAAGCUAUAUAGACUUAGAAAUGUAGAAUAGGUACAUAGGUGUAAAAUAAUGUAAAUCUGUGUGUUCCUUUUAUUUGAGAGUACGUAAAAGCGCUGUAAAGUAGUCGUUUGCUGCUGUUGCUUUAGGUUCUUCACAGGUACCGUGUUGCAGACAUGUUGUGGAGAGUAGGGAAAGCAAGGCACUUUGGUUGAAAACAGAAUUACACUGCUGAUAUGUAGUGACGGAUACAUCUCAGUGUCCACCUUAUUUGGUUACUGCCUCACCAGGGUGGAACAGUUACACCCGUUUAUCUAGUUCUCACCGUUCUCAGAAAACAAGUUGAAUCAUUCCUUAGUGUUAUUCUUCUUCGUAUUGUGAAAUGUUUGUGAUUCUUUGUUACUAUGAAACAAUGUGCUCUUCAGUUGAAUGUCCACUCAAGAGACGCCUUUCCACCUCACCCUCGGCUGUGGAAAACAGCUUACACAGUAACAACAGUAUUGUAACUGGUUUAGUAUUUAACUUCAAGCUGAAACUAUUUAGUCUAAAAAAGCCAGAAAGAAGAAUCUCACAUACCAGAGGUAUGAUACAUGAUCUUAAAACCUUUUCUGUAGCUUAGCAGGAAGCACCCAGGAGUGCUAGCUUCAUUUAAUUUCCUCCCCAUGCAUUUAUUAGGUGUGUAGGGGUCAGAAAUUAGGAACAUGAAGUUCAACCUGGAUUAAGAUUUGUUUCUUUAUUUGGAUUUGCCAAUACUUGUUACUUUUUUGUUUUCUACACUAGAUUUAUCAGGCUGUGUAUUAAAGCCAUAUUGAUCCAAAACAAAAUUAAUGUUAGUGAUGUAUGUGUGUGCACAACAUGUCAUGUAAAUUCCCAGAUUUACUGGAAAGAGGUUAGAAUGUAUAGUCUUUUCAGUUUGUGUCACCUCGAUGAAAGUAUGUCAACUGUCGAUUUUAUUUAUUAAGGAAGGUGCAGAUUUGUAGGUCUGUUACAUCACUUUUCUUUACUAAUCUUUGAACUCUUUUGUGGAUUCAGAUAGUCAUGAAUUGGUUCAUCAAAAAUCAAUCAAUCUUUAAAUAUUCAGUUUUGGAUUGUUCUGAUUUGAGAUUGUUGAUGUGAAUAUGUAUUUAAAGACCUUUGUCAAUCAGUUCCCUUCCACUUCCAAAGCAGUGAUGCAGCAUUUUGCCCUUGGAAGCUGUUGUCCAUUGUCACUGGUGCAAAGCUGUUACAGCUCCAGACAUCCACAAGCUUGCAUUAUUCAUUGUUGUCCCAGUGUACUUGGGAGACCACUAGUGGCCACGGCUUGCCACAGCAACACUCCCAUUGACAGUAUUGUUGUUUUUUUCUGUUUUCAUUCUCAUUGUGGAAUGUAAAAUAUUUAAGCAAUAUUCUGUUUCCCCCAAAACCUGAGAAAGAACAAUAAUGACAUAUUUCUGACAGAGUAAUGAAAUACGUCUGGUGGUUAAUGGAUAUCAAAGGAAAACAGUCUACUUAUGUGUCAGUUUUCUUUCUGUUACAUUUUCUUCUUAUCUGCAUGUGUGUACUUCCCACGUUGUCAUGUUUUAUCAGUGUUACAGUGCAGUGGUACUGCCUUUUAACCUCAGUAUCACAUGAAAUGGGCAUCUUUUUUUUUGCUAUUGACGUUUCUGUUUUGCAUGGCCUUAAUAGAUAGAAAUACUGUGGUACGAAACUGAACGUCAUAUUAUGGAAGCAACAUCUGCAGUGUGUAAGGCUGGGGUCCAAACUAGCCCUGCCUCAAACUCCACCCUCAGUUAGGCCUCAGUGCCAAGAAGGGUGCCCAUUCUGCUGACAAAACUGGUGCUCUAAGCUCCGUCUGCUCAUAACCUGUAAUGUUACACUUCUUUUGCACUCGAGCAGGCCAGGGUUACCGUAACAACACAACCUUUAUGCAGUGUGCCAUGUGAAAAGAAGGGGACAGAGUGAGAGUGAAGCAGCACUCAUUUCAAGAGACGUGUCUCGUUCUCUCUCUAUGAGCGACUUGGCAAAAUCUUGAGUCGGUGAGCAGAUGCAUGUAAUGAAAUGAUUGUGUUGUGGUCUAUGCCUUGUGGAUUAUUUGCACUUGUGUGAAACAUUCACUGGAAAUUGCACUUGUUUUAAUGUGAAUCACAUCUAAGGGUUGCCGAUGAAUCCUUGUGAAAAACUUCCUUGAUGAUGCAAAUGUUGGAGGCCCCAGACAGUAUUUUUGUCAGUUCUUUAGAAUUCCUUUUGUUGAAUUUUGUAUUAUCAUCACUUAAUUCAAUCUAAUAUAAAACUGGUUCUGUGAACCAAAUGUAGUAUGUGGGGAAAUAUUUUAAACAGUGAAAAAAUAAAUGAUAAAUUGCUGAACACAAC